GACGACGCUGCUAUCUUGUUUAUCGUUUUUGAGAGUCUCUGGACUCGGCUUUUAAUUGGCUUUAUAUUGUAUGGUUAUUGCUGUUAACGGUUGCUGUUUUUCGACCAAGAUAAAACUUAUGAAAGAAGAGUCAAAAUGGGCAGCGUAGUUUGUUCUGGUGUGAAGAAUUUGCGUAUGGUUGUACCUACAAUUGUUUUAUUUGGAGUGGCACCUCAUUAUUAUAUGGUUUGGAUGCUAUGGCGAUUGGUUUCUCUUGCCCUACCCACGUAUAUAUAUCAAAAAGGGGAUGAUUUUUGUUAUUCUUUAUAUCAGCGUCUCGUUUUAUUCUUCUUUGAAAACCUCACGGGUACAGAGGUGAUUCUUCAUGGUGAUGGGGACGAGGUAUUACGAAGAAAAGAAAGGGUGCUUUAUCUUGGCAACCAUCAAAGUACAAUGGACUGGAUUGUGGUUCAUAUGUUAGCAGAAAGGCAAGGAAGCCUAGGCCAUGUACGCUACAUCAUGAAAAACUCUUUGCAGGCUGUUCCUCUUUAUGGGUUUUACUUUUAUGAGCAUGGAUGUGUAUAUGUAAAAAGGGGCAAUUUCAACCAGUCCAAAAUGAUGAAUGACCUUAAAUAUUUGAAACACAAGAGAAUACCUACCUGGCUUGUGAUUUUCCCUGAAGGAACUCGGUUUAAUCCUUUCUUGCCACAGUUACUUGAGAGAAGCCACAAGAUUGCUGAAGACCAAGGAAUACAGCCUUUCAACCAUCUCUUGACCCCCAAGAUACGUGGUCUUCAUUUGGCUCUGGAACAACUAAGGAACAGUUUUGAUGCACUUUAUGAUGUGACAGUUGUCUACUCCAACACCAAAGAUAAGAAAAGUGGAAAGAGGAAGCCUGCACCAUCAAUGUUUGAAUUUGCUGUAGGUGUCUGUCCUCAGGUGCACAUCCAUGUGUCAAGAAUAGAUAUUAAAAAUGUUCCAACAACUGAAGAAGAGUUAAAACAAUGGUUGUUUACACUGUACCGAAAUAAAGAUAGAAUACUUAGCAGUUACUAUGAUAACAACGAACAACAGCCUUUAGUUGAUGUUUUUGCUCAUGGACAAAAGUCACCUACUACUUCAUUCUACACCAUUAGUUCAUUCCUGUUCUUCAUGGUACUAGCUGUUCCAUUCAUUGUGACCCCUUUUGGUCGUAGCCUGUACUGGAAACUAGUUACCUUUGGAUCACUUUCUGGAUACUUGUGGUUAGGUGUUAAGUCAUUAGCCUAAUAUACUAGGGAAAGUAGUAUGAAUGUAGUUUUUCUGGUUACUGUUGAAUGUAGUAUUUAGGUUCAUGACACUUCUAAAAAUUGAAAAACAUUUGAACUGUUUACAUCAUAAUGAAUUCCUGAAAAGUCAGAAUAUACAGUAGUUUUAGUGCAUGGACAAUAUAACUAAAGUUUUCACACAUUUUACAUUGCAAAGGAAAUUGGAAGCUAUUGAUAUAAGCCUAUAACCUUUUUUUUAAAUUUCAUAAAUCCUCUUAGAAAAUUUUGCUGCCUUUUCUUUUGAGCAAUACUUCCACUUUAUUCUGCUUUAUAUUCCAAUAUAACCCAACACUAAUUCUAACAAAACUAGAUAACCAGCUCUUUGAUUGUCUACUGUUAUGCUCUUCAAUUGUAAUUUGCAAGUUAACUUGUCCUAGAGGUAAAACACAAAUCUUUAAGCAUGUCAAUCACACUGAAUAAACAAUAUUAGAGUUGACAAAUGAUGUGUUUAAGGGUUUUUCUUUUUUGGUUUGUUUAGAAUUAACAAAAAGUGACUGGUACAUUUAUUGUAAGUUUAAUAAGUAAACUGAAUUAGAAAUAGAAAGAUAAGAAGAAACAAUAUCAAAACUAAUGUUAGAAAACCAGUUUGAAAUAUAAUAAAAAUAUGAAUGAAAUGUUUAUUUCUUUCUAUUCAGGUAGUGGUGGAACUGAGGUUUUGGUUUGUAUCACUUGUGAUGUCUGAUGUGCUAUUCUGUUGUGUAGUUAGUGGUAUUACUGAAGUUUUAGUUUGUAUCAUUUGUGAUGUUUGACACACUAUUGUGUUGUGUAGUCUGGUAUUAUUGAGGUUUUAGUUUCUAUCAUUUGUGAUUUCUGACAAGCUAUUCUAUUGUGUUGUCAGUGGUAUUAUUGAGGUUUUAGUUUCUAACAUUUGUGAUGUCUGAUGUACUGUUGUGUUGUUGCAGUCAGUGGUAUUACUGAGGAUUUAGUUUGUAUCAUUUUUAAUGGUUAACUGUUCUGUUGUGUAGUCAUUGGUGUUACUGGGGAUUUAGUUUGUAUCAUUUGUGGUGUUUAAGUAUUCUGUUGUGUAGUCAGUGGUAUUACUGAGGAUUUGUAUCAUUUGUGACAGGUCCAAAAGAUAGAAGAAAUAUAAGUGUCAGGAUGUGGGUAAACUGAUAAUCUUCAUAGUGCAAAAAACAUGAAACAUAGGGAGAUAUUGUUGACUUACAUAUGCCUUUCAUACCAGUAGUUCAUAUUUUAUUUUUUUAUGUGUUUCCUACUGAAUCAUAAGGUAACAGAACCAAACUUUAGUCCUUCAUAUUAUUUUCUCCUACUAACAUAAUAAAAACCCACUUUAGUUUGGUGUAUGAAGUAAUUAUUGUAUUACUCAUAUUGAAGCUAUUCUUAGUCAUAUUCUUUACAGCAAACAUUCAUAACAUUGUAAGGCAACUUGCUUACAGGGGCACGUACUGCAGCAUAUCUAGAUUCCUGUUGUAAGGUCAGUGCAAAAGCUAGUACCUUAACAACAGCUGAUUUACAAUUGCAUUAAGUUAUACUACUGCAGUAGCUUUAUUAAUUAAGCUGGUGUAUCUGGUGAUUUAGAACAAGAAUUGGUUUAUCACUGCUGUCGAUAUAGAUCAAGAGUUGGUUUAUCACUGCUGUCGAUAUAGAUCAAGAGUUGGUUUAUCACUGCUGUCGAUAUAGAUCAAGAGUUGGUUUUAACACUGCUGACGAUAUAGAUCAAGAGUUGGUUUGUUAUUGCUCUUGCUGUAGAGCAAGAACUAGUUUACCAUUACUGUGUAGAAUAAUAACUGGUUUAUUACUAUGGUUCGAUUUAAACAAGAACUGAUUCACCAUUGCUGUAAGUUUAGAACAAGAGUUUGUUUACUGCUUUAUUAUUCAGAACGUUAAACAAAACUGGUUUGUUACUUUAGUAGGUUUAAAACAAGAGCUAGCUUAGCUCUACUUAAGGCUUAAAACCAAAAUUGUUUACUACUGUAGCAGUUUUAUAAGAAACACUGGUAUAUAGCUGUUUUUGGCUGAAAGUUAGGAAAAGAUUUGGUUUACAACUGCAGUAAGUUUAGAAGAAUAAUUGUUUUUUUCUGCUAUAAGGUUAGAAGGAGCUGGUUUAACAUGCAGUUUAUAAGAAUAGCUGUUUUGUCUGUUAUAAGGUUAGAAGGAGCUGGUUUAACAUGCAGUUUAUAGGAAUAGCUGUUUUGUCUGCUAUAAGGUUAGAAGGAGCUGGUUUAACAUGCAGUUUAUAGGAAUAGCUGUUUUGUCUGCUAUAAGGUUAGAAGGAGCUGGUUUAACAUGCAGUUUAUAAGAAUAGCUGUUUUGCCUGCUAUAAUGUUAUAGAAGGAGCUGAUUUACCACAACAGUAAGUUUAUAAGAAUAGCUGUUUUAUCUGCUAUAAGGUUCAAAGGAGCUGGUUUACCACUGCAGUUUAUAAGAAUAGCUGUUUUGUCGGCUAUAAGGUUAGAAGGAGCUGGUUUAACACGCAGUUUAUAAGAAUAGCUGUUUUGUCUGCUAUAAUGUUAUAGAAGGAGCUGAUUUACCACUGCAGUAAGUUUAGGAAAAGUAAUGUUAGAACAAGAGCUGGUUUACCAUAGCAAGUUUAGUAUAGUACUUGUAAGUUUAGAGUAUAUCUUCUGCUAACAUACUCUUGGUUUAUUGCAAAUAUAAGAAAUAUAAAAAAACUAUUUUGAAGAAUCUGAGAAAUAGGGCACUUCUAAAUACAUAGCUAGUGUUAGUGCAUUUCCAAACAAAUGGUGGUCACAAAAGAUAUAUUUAAAAUGCUUUUACUUAACAUUAUUAAAACAUGAUCUAUUUUAUUAUUGGAGCCCACGAUUUUUGUAGGAAUGUUCUUUUUAAAAUUAGAAAAAACUAGAUAAGGAGUUAAGUAACUAUGCAUAUUGAAUUAUCAAAUAUUGUCUUUGCUCAAAUUAGUAUGUUAGGAUUAAAUACUAACAUGUGAACAAUAAAAGAAAAUUAUUAGUGAGAGAAAAUACCUAAAUAUGUUAGUCUUGUCACAUCUGCUUUAGAUUAGUUUAACUACAGGUAAAGACUAUAUUCAGCCAUGAGUUAGACCACUUCAGGUGAUGUAAUUACAGUGUGGAAAAUAAAAAUUUUGAUUUUAGAUUUGCUUUUAUUGAAAUUAUAUCCACAUUAAUUCACAAAUAAUGAAUAUGAUAAGGGUUAACUGCCUGAUUAUUGUAUUUAAAAGCUGAGGUGAAGAUUCUGUUUACAAUUUUUUUUUUUUCAUUAAAUUAACUACUUAUGAGAUUUCCUUAUUUACAGUUAUAGGUGGUAGAAAUAAAGAACACAACUACAUGUUCUUUCUUUGAUUGAACCUAUUCUUGACUUUAUUUAUUUAAAUCUAUAAAUAGUAAAAGUAUGGAAAACAUAGUUAAAUAUCUAAAAAUUCAUUUCCAUGUUUAUUUUAUGUAGAUGAAUACAUAUAAGUAAUAAAACAGAACAGCAUUAAGAUGUUUAUAACAACUUAUUUCCUGAGCACAAUUUUAUUUAAUUUCAUAAGUGUUAAAACUUUGUGAUGUUUGAUUAAUUUCAAUUUUAGUUAAUCUUAUGAUUAUUUGAUUCAAAUCUCUAAGCAGUAUAACCAAGGGAUAUAUCAAUUAUAAAUACAUUUUUCACCUAAUUUCAUUAUUAAAAUGUGUAAAGCUAUAAACAAUAGAACCAGAAGAUACUGUAGUUAUUACUAUUAUUUAGUUAACUUUAAGAUUAAUUUAUUUAAAAUCAUAUUAUGAGAAUGUCCUACGUUGAAGUUAACCUGAAAUCUCAAAAAAGGGAAGUUUUGAAGUUAAACUCAGCAUAAUUCUACUAAAUAAUACUAGACAUCUGAUUUAUUAUUUACUGUACUCAACCAAAGUGUCUUAAUUUAAAAAAGAUAUGUUGCAUUCUAAGAAGAAAUCACAUUUUUGAACCUUCAGACAAAAAUUACCUUGACAGAAUUCUUUCAAAUGUUCUGUAUUAACUACAUUGUUUUACCUGUUACUUCAUUUGAGAGCAACAUAGUACUGAGAUUUGUUGUAAAAGAUCAUUAAUAAGAAUUACACAACUUCAUUCAUACAAUGGUCAGAAGUAUGAAAUGAGUUAACUUUUUGAUAUUUCAUAGUUUGAUACAUAACACUAGGAAAAUAUAAAACAAGAAAACUAAUAACAAACAUUUUUGGAAGGUCUACCUUCUUAAAGUACUCAUGUUAAUGGGUUUAUUGUUUUGUGAACGUAGACUUACUAAUUUUCUUUUAAAUUACUUAUGUUAUUACAACCUGGUUUAGGAGUGACAUGAGUUUGAUUACCUCUUAUUUUCAACAAAUAUUCAUUUGUUUAGUUAAUGUUCACAUUUAGUAUAAAUCAAAUACAUUGUUAUGUAAAUGAUAAGCUGUAACUUCAUGAACUUUGAAUUAAAGUGCUUUGAAAAUGUGUUAUUCAUGUAGCAGCAUGAACUUAAAAUUUUAAGUCCACAUUAUCAUAUUUACUAUUUUAUGUAUAAUACAAGUUGUAUGUGUGAAAGGUUCAAUAUGUGAAAAAAGAAAAGCCUAGUAAUUUUGUAUUUUUACUGUUAAAACAUGCAUAAGUUUUUUAUCAAUAUGAAAUAUAUUUCUUAAUUUAGGGACUACAUGCUGGAUUUUCUUUUUAGAGAUUAGAUAAACACAGUAUUAUACUCCCCUACUUUCCUUAACAAAGUUAUUUUUUUCUGAACCUGCAAAAAUGGAUGAUUUAAUUUUAACUUUUUUAAAUAUAAGUAAAAAUUUAAAUAUUAUGUUUUAUUUCAAAAUUGAUAUUUUAGCUCAUAUCAAUAUUUGUAAUGCUGUGAAUUACCAUGAUAAAAUUUUCCUUAAUAUUGAAAAAUGCUCAGUUAGAGUUGUGCAGAUUUUUUUACAUGUAAAUAGAAUGCAGAAAAAGUUUUCAUUUCUGUUUGUAUUUGAAGAAAAUAAAGUUAACCAGCUACAACUAGAUAAAUUAGAUGCUACUAUAUAAAAGAACCUUUUAGCUACAUGUGAUAAAAUAAAGAAGUUUCCAAGCUAAUACUAAGAUAUUACUGCGGUUAUCAUUAAUAAAUUCAGCUACUGUAGUUAUUUGAAUUUCCAUCAAAAAGGAAACAAAACCAAAAAGUAUGUUUGAUUGUUUUUUGAUGUUUCACUGCUUAGAUAUAAUAUUUAUAUAUAAAUUGUGCCUAUUGAUAUUACGAAGUAAUCAGUUUACAGAAAUUUAUAAUUCCAAUAUUUGAAAAUCUUAAGCAACAUGUGUCAAAUUUUUAUUUAUGGAGUAGAAUUGAUUGUGUUUUAACAUGUAUAUGUUGUUGUUUCAUUAAGUUAUACUUUAUAUAUUGUUAAAGUGGUUUUCAGUUGUUUUUUUGUCAUAAGAGUUCUUUUUUAUAUUUAAUUUUAUUGAGUACCUACCACUAGAAACUUUGUAUUCCAUUUUAAUUUACCACCACCAAUGACAAAUCAUUCUGAAAUUGUAUAGUUACAUUUAUUUGACUAAGCAUUAAAACAUACAAAAGUUCAUUCAACAGAAAAAA
Messenger RNA from Limulus polyphemus (Atlantic horseshoe crab), 6765 nucleotides. RefSeq names its product 1-acyl-sn-glycerol-3-phosphate acyltransferase epsilon-like. The record is from RefSeq and is a predicted model, not a curated record. The transcript is spliced from 8 exons. NCBI's taxonomy places the organism in Eukaryota, Metazoa, Arthropoda, Merostomata, Xiphosura, Limulidae. Gene Ontology annotation, molecular function: acyltransferase activity. The coding region runs from base 136 to 1248 and encodes 370 amino acids. Gene Ontology annotation, cellular component: endomembrane system; mitochondrion.